GUACGAGAAGAGAUGUUGUGUCGCAAUGAAACAAUCGCUAGGAACAUCUCGGCAAAAACCUCUCGGUAAGAACCUCUCGUUAAGGGAAUCACAAUCGAAAUGUCUCGAGAGGUCCAAACAAUCGAAACGUUUCGAUUGUAACAUCUCGUAAUCGCGCAUCACUAGUUAUUUUCAUUCAGUUAUUCCCACCACUACCAUUGAACACACACGUGAGGAGCUCGUACCACAGGGGCACUGCACAAUUGAAUUUGGCUGUUGGAAGCAGAUCUGCAGAUACUGUCAAAGCAAGAAAGAAGCAGGAGAAGAAGUUUUGAUAUACAUCAGAUAAAGAAAAAUGACUAACAAAUUAACAAACCCAGUUGGAUAUUUACAAGAGUUUUGUCAAAGGUACAGGACAGCAAAAUUCCCAAAUUAUAUCGAACUACCAGCAGUGGGACCAGAUCACAGUCGAGAGUUCUCUUGCAAGUGUCUUUUUGAUGGAUUUGAAGUAUCCGGCAAAGGUAUUCAGAAAAAACAAGCAAAAUCAGAUGCGGCAAAAAAUAUGCUCCUUUUAUUGGAAGAAAAACAUUACUUUGAUAAGUUUGGUAUAAGUGAAACUGACAGUUGUUCGUCUACUGGAGUCCAACCAGCAGCUCAACAUAUUACAUCAUCCUCAAAAAAUCCAAUUUCAGCCUUGCAAGAAUAUUGUCAACAAAAUAAGUUAAUGUUACCAAAAUAUGUUGUAAACUCACUUUUGGAUGGUUUUAUAUGUGAAUGCUCAUUUGAUGGUUCAAAAACUUUCGGUGAAGGUUCUAAUAAAAAGACUGCAAAAACAGAAUCUGCAUCAAAAAUGUGCCGUAAUUUAGGAAUUUUGUUUUGUGGAGAUGGUUUGGAAAAAAACAUAAAAGAUGAAAGAUUUGUCAAACCAUCAGUUGAUGAUCUUCAAAGUUUCAAAGCUCUGGAAUCCUUAAGUCUUAAAGAUUCUGUUGUAGAAGGUGAAACCUUCACUGGGCAGCAAACGCUUGAAAUAACUAGCUCUGAGAAUGGAGCUGUUUGUUCUGCCUCUGACAGUAGUGAAAGGAAGUUGAGAGAAGACCAAGCUUCAGGCAGUCACAAUCCCCGAUUUGUCAAACCAUCAGUUGAUGAUCUUCAAAGUUUCAAAGCUCUGGAAUCCUUAAGUCUUGAAGAUUGUUCUAGUUGAGGUAUAUCAGGUAUUUGAAAAAUGUUUUACACAAUGUAUUCAGUGUGAUUUUUAUAAUAAUAAAAAUAAUGAUUAAUUA
Messenger RNA from Homalodisca vitripennis (glassy-winged sharpshooter), 1259 nucleotides. Its product is annotated as RISC-loading complex subunit tarbp2-like. NCBI's taxonomy places the organism in Eukaryota, Metazoa, Arthropoda, Insecta, Hemiptera, Cicadellidae. The transcript is spliced from 4 exons. Bases 335 to 1180 code for a protein of 281 amino acids. The record is from RefSeq and is a predicted model, not a curated record.